Paramecium octaurelia is the source of this 615-nucleotide messenger RNA. The record is from the annotation of a GenBank genome assembly. NCBI's taxonomy places the organism in Eukaryota, Ciliophora, Oligohymenophorea, Peniculida, Parameciidae.
AAAAAAUGGACGAAUUUUUUGAUGAUCCAGCAGGCACAAUUGAGACAUAUGUAAUUCCAGAAGUUGCUGCUGAACCUCAUAUGUUUAAUGAUGCAGGUAUGGUAUUUUAUAAAUUCUUUAUAAAGCCAGACAACCAUUUGAAAUGCCUAUUGCACCUAAUGCUGGAGUUUCUCUAGUGGUAUGAAUGGAAGAUUAAUUUACAACUUUUUAGAGUGCUGAGCAAUAGAAAAGAAGAGAUAAAUUGAGAGAGCUUGAGGAUGAACGACUCAAGCAGAUAAGAGAAAAAGAUUAGGAAGAAAGAAUUUAAAAAUAAUAACGAAAAGAGAAGGCAUAACAAUAUUUAUUGCAGUUUUAAACGUAUUUCAUUAGAUAAUCUAUAUGAAGACAAUUGAAAAGUGAUAUUCAAGCACGCAAAGAUGCAAAUAAAUAAACCUAGGAGCUGCGAUCUCAAAAUAAAAGUGAAUAUGUAUUGUGUUAUUCAUGCUACAAAAGAAAAACUCUUGGGAUAAAAUAGCAUCCAACAUUGCAUUGAAAGAUGGCGAAUAUCCUGGAGAAAAGGAUGUAACCAAAAUGAGACAAGCCAUACUUAACAAGAGAAAAGACUUGACUAAGUGA